Microdochium trichocladiopsis is the source of this 900-nucleotide messenger RNA. Its product is annotated as mitochondrial 18 KDa protein-domain-containing protein. Gene Ontology annotation, biological process: mitochondrial fission. Lineage: Eukaryota; Fungi; Ascomycota; Sordariomycetes; Xylariales; Microdochiaceae. The record is from RefSeq and is a predicted model, not a curated record. Gene Ontology annotation, cellular component: mitochondrion. The transcript has a single exon. The coding region runs from base 1 to 900 and encodes 299 amino acids.
AUGCCUUGGUGGGGCAAGGGAUCGUCCGACAAGGACAAGAAGGACGACAGCUCAAAGUCAAGCACGGCACCUGCGCCGCCCACCGCGCCUGUCAACCCCAAGAAUGACGCGACAGACUACGACCCGAAUGCCCUGCCGGCCAGGCGCAGACUGCCCAAGGGCAUGCAGAGCAUCGUCGACAAGGCCGAUCGCGAAGAGAGCUUCUACGACGAGCUUGUAGAGGGCUACGUCCCCGACAGUACCGAGUCCAACGUCCGCUAUGCUGCUUACACCAACCGCCUGCGCACGAUCAUGCUUUCGGCCCACCGAUAUGUCGCCUACACCAGUGAUAUCGGAGAGUCCUUCCGUCCUGUAGCGCACCCUUGGCUGGUCCGCAGUGCCUACGGUAUCUCAUGGGCCUACAUCCUGGGCGAUGUGAGCUACGAGGGAUACAAGGCUUACUGGCAGAAUCAGAGGGCCCGCAAUCCUCAGCUGGUGCUCUCCGAAAAGGCACAGAAGGCCACCGGUCUCUACGAGACCAGCAGUGCACUUGUUAAGCCUGCAGAGGUGCCCCCACUGGAGGACUGGAGGACUGUCAUGGUUCAGCGUGCUGUAUUCCAAAGCAUCGCCAGUAUGGGUCUCCCGGCUUUCACUAUCCACAGCGUUGUGAAAUACUCGGGUCGGGCGAUGAAGGAUGUCAAGAACAAGACACUGCGGACCUGGACACCAAUCGGUCUUGGCCUUGCGGUGGUGCCACUGCUUCCCAAAAUGUUCGACCAGCCCGUGGAGACUGCCGUUGAGUGGCUGUUCCACAAAGCUUUUGCCAUGUACGGUGGUCGCGAAUACGUCGGCGAUGCACCGACGACAGGCAGAGAAGCAGCGCUGCACCAGAGACCCUCCGGCAAGGAGAAGGAGCUCUGA